AUGAAUUCAGUAACAGCAUGGUCGACGGAGGAUCAGGUUUUGGAAACCCUUAAGAAGCUAUCGAAUGGAAGGCGGGGAUUGGGGAACCUUGACAAUACCUACCUUGUGAAGGGUGACAAGCCGCCCCCUAUAUUGAUUGAAGAAGAAGAUGAGGAAAUGUGGCUUCAUUUUGGGGAUUCUAUGCAUGCGGGAAAAGAUGCAAUUCCUGAUAAUACUCCGCCAGACCUUCAAGGCAUAACUAACUUAUUAAGACUGGUACAAGGGUCAGACGAAGAGGGCGAUAACGAAGAUAUCAUUGGACAGCGGUCGAACUGUGUUAUUGCUAUAAGCAAAGCUAGCAAACUAAAUCCUAACGUCAAAGAAUUUACACCAAAAAGUACUUCUAUUAGUGAUACAAGUGUACAUAGUUCUGGAAACGGCGAAAUUACUGAUCCCAUUGCGACUGAAGUGGAAAAAGUGACUGAAAGUGUAACUGAAGAUUUAAAAACAAAAUUAAAAAAUCACAUUAGCUACGCAGCAAAGUCGAAUUGUUUCGAAUUAAAAAAACAAAAGAACCUUGCAAUUGCAACAUUAUUACGUAUGUACGCAACGAAUAAUGAAACACCAUCAGCUCGGAAACCAGACGAAACAUUAAAGUUGAUCACCCCUGACUUCUUCGAAAAUCGAAAGAGCCCAGUUAACGUCCAAUCCGGGCCGAAUGACACGUCUCUACCAUCGGCAUCAACGUCUCCGGGCCCCAAAAGUAUGACCUCAAUAAGUCAUGCCAGCUCAAGCAAUGACGUAAAAUCGGAGCCCGCUUUAUCCACACGAGUCACUACGAAGAAGCAAAAACCUGAGCAAGAUCCUGCAAUAAAAACAUCAAUAAAUAAAGUGAAUCAAUGGUUAGGUGAACAACCGGUUAACCAAACUGUCCAGCGAAAAUCUCCGGCUGUUUUUAUAGGCCCUAUUACAUAUAAAGCAAAGGAACCCGCUGUAUGUAAAUCACCAAAGAUUCCUGAAACACAGCAACAGAAAGUAACAAAAGCGCGCGAGCCAAACGAGUACCAACCUACAAAUUAUGCUGAUGACUUAAAAAACAAGUACAUGGAUCGAAUCAACAGUAAAAAAGUUAAAACCAAGAGGAAUAUGUGGCAGGAUUUACAUGAAGUUUUAAAAGAAAAAGACGUUUUGGUGAAAAAGAAAUUAGAACAGGGCUCUGUAAAUAGUAGCGACUCAGACGCUCCUAGACGAAACUAG
This is a messenger RNA of Arctia plantaginis, 1236 nucleotides long. The record is from the annotation of a GenBank genome assembly. NCBI's taxonomy places the organism in Eukaryota, Metazoa, Arthropoda, Insecta, Lepidoptera, Erebidae.